Talaromyces rugulosus is the source of this 1734-nucleotide messenger RNA. RefSeq lists its product as uncharacterized. The record is from RefSeq and is a predicted model, not a curated record. Bases 1 to 1734 code for a protein of 577 amino acids. NCBI's taxonomy places the organism in Eukaryota, Fungi, Ascomycota, Eurotiomycetes, Eurotiales, Trichocomaceae. The transcript is spliced from 4 exons.
AUGAGCCUGGCUGCUCUUGUUGCUAUAAUCAUCGUUCUCAAGGAGUAUGAUCAAAAAUCGAUGCCGUCAUGGCCACUUGGAAUCACGCUCAAUACAUUACUUGCUUUUUUGACUGCCAUUAGCCAGGCUGGGUUUGUCAAUCCGGUGUUUCAAGGCCUUUCUCAAAUGAAGUGGAAUUGGUUUGUCGACAAAGAUAGACCGUUAGCGGACUUUCAGAAGUUUGACAAUGCCAGCCGAGGCUCAUGGGGUAGCAUUUUACUUGUUUUUAGUAUGAAAGGCAGGCUAUCGGUUUUAAUGGCCGCAGUGAUCUUGGUCAGCUCGACAGUCACAUCGACAAUCACGCAGGCAGUGUUAAAUCAAGGCAUGCGAUACAUUCCUGGCGAGGGAAUUGCUCAUAUCUACAACAUGAUAAAUGACACCGGCAUUGUUGAGUCACCGACAUGGAUCACCAGCAAUAUAAUGAGCGCAAUUUUCACCCCAACUAAUUCAACAAUUCUCGAAUAUACCCAGCCGAUAUGUACUACUGGCAACUGCAAAUUUCCUAUUUUUAGUUCCCUUGCAGUGUGUGUUGACACAAAUGAUAUCACAGACAAGCUCAUCAUCGAGGAAACUGCCGAGAUAUACUGCACACAGGCCAUUAAUGAAACGAACAAAUGGGAGCCUUUGACCUGGCCGGCUCCAGUCUGCCACAACUACACCCGAGCGGGGCUUUCUCAAGAUAAAUACGUCUAUCUAACUCCUUGGGAAGAGAGCCCUCUAAACUCUUCUAAUAUAUUUGUCUCGGAUCAUUUUUAUGGUGACGACAACUUGGAUACUUGGGACAGACUUUACACUUUUUCCAACCAAAGUUUUGCUUACAAUGGAAUAUUGGGGACUCAGAUUAUAUACGUCAACCAAUCCGAUGCAGCUUCAGAGUUGUCGCCUACAAAAGACAACAUUACACUCUUUAUGCCUUACACUCGAGCGGUGGAAGCCUUGUUUUAUAUGUGUGUCGAAACUUAUAAUGUAACAGUGGUCAAUGGAACGACCAGUACCAAUGUGACCGGGACCACCAAACAUACGACUGACUUUCUUCCAUGGGGGUUUAUAGAUGGUGGAAAGCCAAACAUACAAUACAACAGGACUUUUACGGUGGAUGGUCACAAUUACACUUACGCCGAAGCAAGCGUAACCAUACCCCAGGUACUUGACAACAUCGUUACCGGGGCGUUCUACACCAACCAAAAUUUAGAUGGAUUAUCCGGCAUGACACCUUACAGCUACGCUCUCGGCCAAUCGCUUUAUACGAAUUCCACUUUUAUUAAUGUGACGGGUGUCGAGAGGGACCAAAUUAUGCGCCAGAAUAUCGAAAAUUUGCUUGGGAAUAUGGCCAGAGGAAUGACAAACUGGUUUCGUUCGGUCUAUCCGUCACCUGUACAAGGCCAAAACUACGUAUCCGAUACAUACGUUAUCGUCAGGUGGCCUUUCAUUGCCUGCUUAGCUAUACAAGUGAUUUUUUCUAUUAUAUUUCUCGGUUGGAUUAUGCUUGACACUAGGAUGCGAAAAAUUGGAAUCUUGAAAGAGUCCGCAUUAGCAGCACUCUUUGCUAUUCCCGCAGAAGACAGAGCAACAUUGGACAACAGGCUCUCUACGGUGAAUGAUGAGAAAGAUUCAAUUGGACAGGUUGGAAACACUUCGACCGCAAACUUGGCCAAGGGGCCUUAUGGGCAGUGGAAUUUGACAUUGGCCAGGUAG